AGCAGUCUGUCCGGAAGCUCUUUCAUCCCGCAGGAGCAGAGCGACCAGCGCCGCGCUCCGUCUCCGCUGCCCGCCUGAACGCGCCCGACCGCCCGGCAGGACCUCCGGGAGCAGCCGCCCUUCCCCGCCGACCGCAGCAGCAGCAGCUCCGCCGAGGGGCCCACGGUUCCCACGGGCGAUGGCGAGGCCGAGCCACAGUGAUCACGUCCUCCAGCAGCUCAACAACCAGCGGGAGUGGGGGUUCCUGUGCGACUGCCUCAUCGCCAUUGGCGACAUCUACUUCCGGGCGCAUAAGGCCGUCCUGGCGGCGUGCAGCUCCUACUUCCGGAUGAUGUUCAUCCGGGACCAGCAGGGCGCGGGCCGCCUGGACCUCAGCAACAUGCAGAUCAGCGCCGAGUGCUUCGACCUCAUCCUGCAGCUCAUGUACCUGGGCCGCAUCGUCGUCGGGAGCUACGAGUUCGAGGAGCUGAAGGCGUCCAUGGCCUACUUGCAGAUGUACUACAUCCCUGACUCGCUGGAGGAUCUCAGGGACAUCCGGAGCUCCAACCUCGCCCCCUCUUCCUCAGCUUCCUCGUCUUCCUCGUCCAGCUCUUCCACCGGAGUGGCGGCUGGGAAAAUGAUGUUCGGAGUGCGCAUGUAUGAGCAACAGAUGCCUGCGGCAGCAACAGUGGAGGGGGAGCGCUUGCCGAAGGCUGUGACUGGCGCGGGCGUACGUCCUGCUGUUCCUGCAGCUCCAAGCAGGCCGGUGGUGGUGGUGGAGGAGGCCGUGACCACACCUCUGAUCGCGGUGCCGCCCUCUGCAGACGGUGGUGCCGAGCAGCCGUGCGACUUGAGGAAAAGAGCCGGCGGCAGGAGCGCAGGCCUCAAAGACAGGCCGCGUUUCGGCCGCACUUUCACCUGCGACGACUGCGGCUUCGUCUUCAGCUGUGAGAAGCUUCUGAUCGAGCACAUCCUCACCUGCACCAACCGCAAGACCUACCAACCUCCGCGGGGCAACGCAGAGGCCGACGACUCCAGCAAAGCGGAGAGCUCCGCCUCCGAGAGCGUCGACGAGCACAGACUCUGCAAAGGCGAGGACGACUGGCCGGAAACCAAGACGGACUGUGACCUCGCCAUCAGGUCGGUGGCGGCCGGGACCGACGGCAAGCCCGGGUCCACCAGGAUCAUCAAGACGGAGCCGGAGGAAGGCGUGUUUCCGGAGAUCGAGAUGGUCCGGGUGGGGGAGCACGCCGCCAGAGAGGCUGCUCUCGCCGAUUCUUUGCGGGAAAAGCUGGCAUCAGACCGUGAUUUGGGGCCCAGCGUGUCGGGUUUGGAAAGCAGCAGCGAACAGCUCGAAGGCCACCUGUCGAGCAGCAACGACUCAGGCGUCCCCGCCAAGCUGCGAAAGGUCAAAGACGAGCGGCAGGAAGCAGACUGCACCCCCUGCGAGCUGUGCGGUGCCCUGCUGGCGGAGGAGGACAAGUCGGGCCACUACCUGUCCAACCACAUGGGCCACAUCUGCGCCUGCGGGAGGUGCGGGCAGGUCCUCAUCAAGGGCCGGCAGCUGCAGGAGCACGCCGAGCGCUGCGGCGAGUCCCACGGCGCCGAGUCGGACUCCCACGGUGAGGACGAGGCCUCGCUGCUGGGGGAGCCUCAGGGCGUGGAGGAGGGGCUGCUGGAGGUGGCCGACCUGGCCUGCCCUCACUGCGGCCUGCUGUUCCAGAACGAAAGCCUGGCGCUGGAGCACGCCCUGUCCUGCCACGACCAGGAGCUGUUCCGACCCGCCCUCCUGGAGGACAGCGGCGAGCCCGACCACCGGCGGAAACACUUCUGCAGCAUCUGCGGGAAAGGCUUCUACCAGCGCUGCCACCUGCGCGAGCACUAUACCGUCCACACCAAAGAGAAGCAGUUCACCUGCCAGACCUGCGGGAAGCAGUUCCUGCGGGAGCGCCAGCUCCGCCUCCACACAGACAUGCACAAGGGCAUGGCGCGCUACGUGUGCCCGCUCUGCGACCAGGGCACCUUCCUGAAGCACGACCACGUCCGGCACAUGAUCUCUCACCUGUCGGCCGGAGAGACCAUCUGCCAGGUGUGCUUCCAGAUCUUCCCCGGCGGCGAGCAGUUGGAGAAACACAUGGACGUGCACCUGUACAUCUGCGGCGUCUGCGGCGAGAAGUUCCGGCUGCGCAAAGACAUGAGGAGCCACUACAACUCCAAACACACCAAGAGACUCUAGACCCGCGAGCGUUGCCGCGGAUACGCCGCCUGUUACUGAAAAGCCAUAAAUGUGAGAACAAAUCAUGCACUUGAACACCAAAAAGACUUUUUAUCUGCACUUUUGAAAACAUGUGUAACCUGAACUCGUCGUCAUACUGGGACUGGUGAUUGGCUGAUUGGAUAUUGGGGGAGGAUCCUUAGAAUCCAGCCUUUUACUUGUAGUAUGUUAUGUUUCUACUCGGAAGUCUGUUGAAUAUUGUUGGAGAAACAUCCCCAUCCUGACUUCAGCAUCCAGCAUGGCUGCUGCUAGCAUUAGUGAAGCAGCACUAUGAGCCGUUGCUCCGUCGGGUUACGAGUCAGGAUUACUACCAACAGCUAGUUGGAUAUUUGUUUUGUGGCUUAAAUGUUUUAUCAAACCGUCUAAAAGGACUUUCCUGCGCGCGUCGGGGGUUGUCAAACUGCAGCUGGAGCAACUCAGGUGUGAUGCCGUUCCCAGUUCCCACCUCCGAGGUAAAUGGAACGCAUCAGCUUUAUAUCAGGUUGUCGGAGAAUUUUCCGUUUGUCCUCUCAGACUGAAAGGAUUAAAGCUGUAGACGUCGUCCUCGGAGAAAUGGCAGACCUGGAAAAUCCAAACGUGGACCCUUCAGGUCGCCUGACAACAUGCCAGACCAGGUUCUAGGAAUGUUCUCCAGCCUUUUCUGAGCUGGAGGUGAUGAGGAACAUUUUCAGGAUCAUGUUCUGAACAUUUUUAGGAUCAUGUUCUGUCUUUGAGAAUCAGUCAUCAGGUGAAGCAGUGGCUCCGCCCUCCCUGGGUCAUGAUAGCGAUGCUGAAUACAAACAUGUCACAACUGAGUGGUGCCUCAAUCCCACCCGGCGUGAGAACGCGGUGAAACGGCAGCGCCGCUGUGAAUCAGUGAGGUUCUAGUCAAAGAUGGUGGUCCCGCCAGAACCGGUGUGGAGGGGUUUUAGAAGCGUCUCAAAGCCACUUCCACGGCUGAAAACCACAUAAGUUCCCACCGGGGGAAGUCUGGCCGUGCGUAGACAUCACCCGUGGAGGCUGCAGGCGAAGAGUUGAGAGGACGAGGUAUGAACCGUCUACGAAGAGAAGUUGAGAUGAGAAGUUUAGCACAUUUUAUUUGAGCACAUUCAUCGUUUUAUAUGAGACAUGAGAGGGUGGUUCAUCUUCACGUGACGAGAUUACAGUAAAUCCCACGUGGUCUAGAAAGCUCAAGGAAAACCCAUAAUCCCACAAAUUCAGCUGAGCAGACGGUGGGACCCGAGGUUGGUCUGAGGUCAGUCUGAUGGCUGAAGACCAAGAAAAACCUCUGCAGGUCCAGAUCGCUGCGCAGAACUGGACUGGAUGGCCCCGUCUCCUGUGGGUUCCUCCGACGUGGAGCAGGUCAGAUUUGAUCAGGGUUCUUGUCAACGGUUAAAAACCCAUUUAUGGCGCUUUUCCCCCAGCACCUACUCAGCCCGACUCGACUCGCCUCGGUUUUGCGCUUUUCCACUAGGGGUCGAGGCGGGUCGAGUAGAUACUUUUCUGUAACUAUUCUGCCGAGGUUCUAAGCGGCUGAGUCGGCUGUAUCUGACAUCAUCACACUACAGGCCACCGAUUGGUCGGGGGGUUGGAGUCCGACGUCUGAGUCAGGAGGAGGAAAUCAGCGAAAGGGCGAGUCUUGGCGGCGGCUUCUUGUUCAUUUUAUUCGCCCCGCGCAAAAUUGUGUUUGUUGAUCCAACUCUGAGGUGCAGAUGUUCAUAAACCUGGUGCUGAGGAGAGAAUUAAAAAGGGAUCUAGACGGGCGAUAAGGAACCACCAGAUCCACCAGGAGCUCUGUCACUUCAUAGCUGCUCAGCUACCAACGGACUUUUCAGCAGCGCCGACACAAACUAAAAAAAAAAAAAAAAAAAAAAAAGCGUCGCCGCUUGAAGCUUCUUUCACUCUCAUUUUUUAACUUGAUAUCGAACACAAGCCACAGACCCAGCAGCACAUAUAUCCUCUCCUCCAGGUUCUACAUCUUGUUGUAUUCUCCUUUUAGAUCACACAAUCAAAUACGUCACAGCAGCUUCACUCCAACCUCCUACUUCUGCUCCAGGUGCUGGAUUGUUAUGGAAAAGAAACCAUGGCGAGUUGAGUCGAGCUGAGAUGAAUAGAGCCGAGUAGGUACUAGUGGAAAAGCGCCAUUAGGUUCUGGUGUUCUCAGAUGGUCAUGAAUGCUCACUGGUGUCCCGUCUGAGCGGACAGUCCACAGUUCAGGGCUUCAUCAACCCAACGCUUUCCUGAGAGUUUGGUGGUGGUGAGCGAGGUCAACAUGGUCCUGUCGGUGCGAUGGAGAAGUCCGGCUGGUGAUCUCCUGUGGAGACGAGCCGAGCCUUGCACCGGGAUCGUACUGCGACACGUAUCAGCCCCGGUGUGACCGGACUGUACGAGGACGUCCUAUGUUGUAGUAGUUGCGACCAGACCCUGAGGGAUGCAGGUUAUUUAAGUCACAAGGUGGAAGGCGUUCCCGGUGAUUCAGGAGAGGAGACCAGCUCUGGAGAGUUGGUGGUAAACCGUCACCAUCCAGGCUGCAGAGGUUAUGUCUUCGUAGCUUAGCCUCCUUGCAAUUAGAUGUUACUCGGUUGCAUUAAUACGUCAUUUCAAGUUAAGUUUUAAUUGUCUAGUCAGUAGACGGAGUCGUAGGAUUUCAGGAACCGUCAGAAGAUUAAAUUGGACAGUUUUAGGUCCCAGGACAUUUCUCUCUGUCAUGUUUGUUCCCGUCUCACUCUGAGAUGUACAACCACUGUUUUUGAGCUACUAUGGCCCAUUUUUAACCCCCCGUCCCCACAUCUUCUGAGACAAGUGAAAUGCUACCAGGGCUUUGAGGCAAGGAGGACAAUAAGUAGUGGUUGAAAAGAUAAAUUAAUUUAUCUCGCCUGAAACGUCUUAAUAAAGCACUUUACAAACAGCAUUGGGGACCAGGGUGCUGACCAGGGUGACUUUGAAAGAACAUGUGAACCUGUAAAUUGGGGGAGGGGUGGGUUUUAAGGACCUGUCCAAGAGGAAAACACUAGAACCAGAGUCACACCCACCUGCUGUAACCAAGUGUUGGACGAAUCUGGAACAAGUCAUAACAUCAUUGAGAACUGACCUAUUGUUAAGCCCCGCCCCCUUAAACCCAGAUGAGCCAAUGGCUGUUGAGCAUCAGUUCCACAGGGACCAGAACUCAGACAUCUGCAGUUUUCAGCUCCACAGAAAAACCCUGAAGAUCCUGAAAUCUGAUCUGUUUAUGGAGUUUAUUUAAAUCAAUGUGUCUGGAGUAUUUGUACUACUGAUUCCAGGUAUCAGAGGUACUUGUACUACUGAUUCCAGGUAACAGAAGUACUUGUACUACUGAUUCCAGGUACCAGAGGUACUUGUACUACUAGAGAUGAUGGAGAACAGGAUUAUUUUAUCAUUGUUCUAUUUCCUAAAUCCAAACUAAACAGUUAAAUGUCUGUUUUGGAUUAAACUCCCAAUUUACCGUCCUGGAGAUCAAC
This is a messenger RNA of Cololabis saira (Pacific saury), 5712 nucleotides long. It is a transcript of the gene zbtb1, whose product is annotated as zinc finger and BTB domain containing 1. NCBI's taxonomy places the organism in Eukaryota, Metazoa, Chordata, Actinopteri, Beloniformes, Belonidae. Gene Ontology annotation, molecular function: protein binding. The record is from RefSeq and is a predicted model, not a curated record. Gene Ontology annotation, biological process: regulation of immune system process; negative regulation of transcription by RNA polymerase II; regulation of cytokine production. The coding region runs from base 179 to 2215 and encodes 678 amino acids. The transcript has 2 exons.